Messenger RNA from Ctenopharyngodon idella (grass carp), 1627 nucleotides. RefSeq names its product serine/threonine-protein kinase pim-2-like. Gene Ontology annotation, cellular component: cytoplasm. The record is from RefSeq and is a predicted model, not a curated record. NCBI's taxonomy places the organism in Eukaryota, Metazoa, Chordata, Actinopteri, Cypriniformes, Xenocyprididae. The coding region runs from base 342 to 1298 and encodes 318 amino acids. Gene Ontology annotation, biological process: protein autophosphorylation; regulation of mitotic cell cycle; negative regulation of apoptotic process. Gene Ontology annotation, molecular function: protein serine/threonine kinase activity; ATP binding. The transcript has 8 exons.
CUCACAGGAAGAGGGAGUGCCAGAGCGGUCAUCAGUCGUUAAGCCUUAGCAGCAGAGGCUCAUACGAACUCGUCUGGAGGUGGAGUGGCGAUGGAGCGGAUAGCCGAAACGACCAGAGCAGUUGCAGCAACAGGUGUUUGUCCAGGUCCGACAGCCUCGAAGGGUUGCUGUGCCCUCCGCUGCCAGGUCAAGUUCCUGCCGAGCCAGCAGAAACUUCAUAUGGCCUAACUGCUCAGGGUGCCAGGGAGGCUCCUCCUGUGAACAAGAGCUCAACAGAAAAACCUACAGAACUUAGGAAGGGGAAAAGAAUUCGUUCUUUCCUCAACAGGCUAUGGAAGGCCAUGAAGCAUCCUUUCCAGUGCUGUUGCUCCUGUAGUGCUGUGGAUGUUGUGGAGCCUUUUGUUCCUCCACCAGAUCUGGAGCCAGAGCCUGAUCCCGAGCCACCAUCACCUGCUCCAGAUCACUCCGGCGUCAAGCCAAAUAAUGAGUCCUUUGAGUCGCUCUAUAACGUGGGAGCGAUGAUUGGAUCCGGAGGAUUUGGCAGGGUGUACGAGGGAACACGCAAAUUCGAUGGCAAAAAGGUUGCCAUCAAGCGGAUGCUCAAGAUUGACAACGCUCGUUAUCUUGAUAUUCCUGGGCAUCCCAAACCACUCGUUACAGAAGUGGCGCUGCUGCUAAUGAUGAGGCGAGAACCCAUAAGCCCCUUCGUCAUACAACUAUACGAGUGGUUUGAACACCCUCGAAAAUUCACUCUCAUCAUGGAGUACCCGGAACCCUGCGAGAGCUUGCUGGACUUCAUCAAUCGUGAACCCGGACCGGAUGAACCAGUAUCACGGGUCAUCAUAUUACAGGCUGUAGUGGCAAUACAACACUGCAUCGAGCAUGGGGUAUUUCAUAACGACAUUCAUGCGCUGAAUUUCCUGUUCAAGAGAAGAACAUCAGAGCUCAAGCUGAUAGACUUUGGCGCUGGUCAGCUAUUUAGUAGUGAUGGCUACGAGAGUGACACAUACAUUGGAGCACCGGAUUACUGCCCACCUGAAGUCUUGACAGAACCCCGAUUCCACGCCGUCCCCGUAAAUGUCUGGGCUCUAGGUGUGCUGUUGUACAACAUGGUGAACGCAUGUCGUCCUUUUUGCAACAGAACAGAAAUCACACAAGCCAAAGUUACGUUUCACAACUCCAACUUAUCCAAAGAAUGCAGAGAUCUGAUUAGAAAGUGCCUAGCCCGGGAUCCAACUGAACGGCCGACGUUAGAGCAGAUGUCACUUCACGAAUGGUUUAGUGAUGGUCUACUGUAGUUUGAAGAAGUUCAGGAGAUUCACUCGAUCAGUGAUUUCAGGAAAUGACAUACAUGCUGUCCUCGGUGGAGGGCUUGAGCUCGAGACUUGAGCCGAGGCCUAAAGUCCAACCCCAACCUGACAGGGAACUCAGAGCCUGUCCAUGUCCGAGCAAGAACACGAGAGACAUCAUCAAGUCAUCACAGCCACAUUUGCUUUGUUUUGAAAGUCAUUUUGCUUUGUUUUUAAAAGUCAAGACAAGUCAUCUUUAUUUAUAUAGUGCUUUUUAUAAGACCAAUCUGUAUAUAUGUAUAUAUCAUUUGAAUAAAUGAAAUUCUUUUAAACCGUCA